GCACCUUCCCCGAAGCUGCCGGACCCCAGGUUCUUGUACAUAACAAAAGCUUCAGUUCAUGUCAGUCAUAUUCCACAGAUGGCAGCGGUGGGCGACUUUUCGUCCCUCUGCUCACUGCCUUUUCUCUUCCUGCUCCUCGUCGCCAACGGCAAGGCCACCAUGCUAAACAUCACCAACCGAUGCUCCUACACGGUGUGGCCGGCCGCCGUGCCCAUCGGCGGUGGCGUGCAGCUCGACCCGGGGAAGACGUGGAUCCUCGACGUAUCCGGCCUCACCUCCAGAGGACGCCUGUGGGCGCGCACGGGCUGCUCAUUCGACGGCAGAGGCGACGGUUCAUGCCAGACGGGCGACUGCGGCGGUACGCUCGCCUGCACGGACUACGGCCAGCCGCCGGUCACACUGGCCGAGUUCACGACUGGCCAUGGCCAGACGGACGAUUUCUUCGAUAUCUCCCUCGUCAACGGCUUCAACGUGCCCAUGGAUUUUCUGCCGGUGCCAACAAAGGGAGGGCCGGGGUGUAGCAAGGGGCCGCGCUGCGAAGCCAACAUAACGUCGCGGUGCCCAACUGAGCUGCAGGCUCCGGGAGGCUGCAACAACGCGUGCAUCGGGAAUGGGACGAGCAACUGCGAACCCACCACCUACACCGUCUUCUUCAAGCAGAUGUGUCCGGAUGCCUAUACCGACUACAACGACUUCACUUGCCCGACGGGAACCAACUACCAGGUCAUCUUCUGUCCCCCGUUCAAUCUAACAAUUUCACCGGCACCCGCGAGCUCUCUGCCUGCACCUGUUGGCCCAUCAAGCAAGAGACUGAAAUCCUCCUUCCUAAGAAGCCGUGCUGUGAUUAUAAUAGCUCCUGCGGGUGGUUUCAUUUUGCUCGCGGUAUUGGUUACAAUCAUUUUCUUCACAUGUAAAUGUAACCAAAGGGCGCAACGGCACCAGGAGAUGGAGGAAGAGGAAGAGUUUGGUGAGCUACAAGGAGCACUAGUGAGGUUCACAUUUCAACAACUACAGGUAGCAACUAGGCAAUUCACAGACAAGCUUGGGGAAGGAGGAUUUGGGUCUGUUUUCAAGGGGCAAUUUGGUGAAGAAAGAAUCGCUGUGAAACGUUUGGAUCGAGCUGGCCAGGGGAAGAAGCAAUUUUUGGCAGAGGUUCAAACAAUCAGCAGCAUCCACCACAUCAACCUGGUGAGAUUGAUCGGUUUCUGUGCAGAGAAAUCUCAUAGGCUCUUGGUAUAUGAGUAUAUGCCCAAGAGAUCCUUGGAUAGGUGGAUUUAUAGUCGACAUGACAAUAAUGCUCCUCCUCUGGAUUGGAGCACGCGAUGCAAAAUUAUUACUCAUAUAGCUAAGGGUCUCUCUUAUCUUCAUGAAGGGUGCACAAAAAGAAUUGCUCAUUUGGAUGUCAAACCACAAAACAUCCUCUUAGAUGAUAACUACAAUGCAAAACUUUCUGAUUUUGGACUAUGCAAGCUCAUUGAUAGAGAUAUUAGCCAAGUGGUUACUCGAAUGAGAGGUACGCCUGGAUAUUUAGCUCCUGAAUGGUUGACAUCACAAAUCACAGAAAAGGCUGAUGUCUAUAGCUUUGGUGUUGUGGUCAUGGAAAUCAUUUGUGCAAGAAAGAACCUCGACAUCUCUCAGUCUGAAGAGAACAUCCAUCUUAUUACACUAGUGGAAGAAAAAGUGAAGAGUGGUCGGUUGGUAGAUUUGAUUGACAAGAGCAGUACCGACAUGCAAGCACACAAGCAAGAUGUAGUUGAGAAGAUGAAGCUCGCGAUGUGGUGUUUACAGAUUGAGUGCAGAAAAAGGCCUAAUAUGUCCGAUGUUGUAAAAUUAUUGGAAGGUGGUGACAUGAAAGCAAACACCAACAUAAGUAAUAACUUUGUUGCAAUAAGUCCAACAAAGUUUUGUAUGGCUGGAAAUCUGAGCUACUUAGAUUCACCUCAGGUCUCAGAUCUAUCAGGCCCAAGGUGAAUUGAGAGAAUACCAAGAAGAUAUGCAAUUAGACUGCAAGCAAGAGACUUUUUCUCUAAAUGUAUAAUGCUUAACUUCUUUGAUUUAGAAGAAACCAAGCCUCUGUAAUGAUAACGUGCAUUUGGCUUCUCGCCACUUCUUUGAUUUUAAAACAACAA
Messenger RNA from Triticum dicoccoides, 2129 nucleotides. Its product is annotated as PR5-like receptor kinase. Bases 79 to 1971 code for a protein of 630 amino acids. The transcript has a single exon. Gene Ontology annotation, molecular function: ATP binding; protein kinase activity. Gene Ontology annotation, biological process: protein phosphorylation. Lineage: Eukaryota; Viridiplantae; Streptophyta; Magnoliopsida; Poales; Poaceae. The record is from RefSeq and is a predicted model, not a curated record.